UUCAUGGUUUCAAGUAGAUAUGAGACCUUUUAAACAAGCGUUAUUAAACACUGUAUGCAAAUGGAGUCAUAUGUUUAAACAACAUUUAAUGGAUACGGUUACAAAUAGUCUAUUUGAUUUGGCCAAGUUCAUACAAGACGCGGAUGGAGGUUUAAUGCAACCUGUAAUAGAGGGAGAUUAUGAGGUUCUCGUUAGUGUUAUGGGCUAUUUGUACAAUGUAAAAGAAAGACAAUCUACAACAGACGAAAUGUUCCAACCCCUCACAGAUACAAUACAAUUGUUGAAAUAUUAUGACAUGGAACUAUCGGAAGAAGUUAACGUUCUAUUACAGGUUUCAAAUUAA
This is a messenger RNA of Rhopalosiphum maidis (corn leaf aphid), 343 nucleotides long. Its product is annotated as dynein beta chain, ciliary-like. Bases 20 to 343 code for a protein of 107 amino acids. The record is from RefSeq and is a predicted model, not a curated record. NCBI's taxonomy places the organism in Eukaryota, Metazoa, Arthropoda, Insecta, Hemiptera, Aphididae. The transcript is spliced from 2 exons.